Syngnathoides biaculeatus (alligator pipefish) is the source of this 1984-nucleotide messenger RNA. RefSeq names its product sphingomyelin synthase 2a (gene sgms2a). The record is from RefSeq and is a predicted model, not a curated record. Lineage: Eukaryota; Metazoa; Chordata; Actinopteri; Syngnathiformes; Syngnathidae. Gene Ontology annotation, biological process: ceramide biosynthetic process; sphingomyelin biosynthetic process. Gene Ontology annotation, cellular component: endoplasmic reticulum membrane; Golgi membrane. Gene Ontology annotation, molecular function: sphingomyelin synthase activity; ceramide cholinephosphotransferase activity. The transcript has 6 exons. Bases 94 to 1344 code for a protein of 416 amino acids.
GAGUCACCUUCGGGGGCGGGGGCCGGAGAGGGGGCCGAGUGGGAUGGACGCGAGGGGCGAGGCGAGCGGAGUCUGGCUGGCGCACGGAAAACGAUGGGCGGCGGGGAGGAGCGAGCCCCGGAAGGCCAGGGUCUGUCCCCCGAGGAGCCGGAACACUCCUCCCCGAGCCGAGAGAGCUCAGCAUCGCCGCUCAGCGCUGCGGACGCCGCGACGACAUCGGAGACCCGGAGGCCCGACGAGGACAGUGCCGACACCUCCGUCCAGAGGGAUUCCACCCGUGAAUGGACACAGCAGGACGCCAUGACGUCAUCACAGGCGGAUAGCACGACCCCGAAAAUGGAAGGCGGCGUCGGACGCGGCGGUGACAAAAAACCCUGCCCCGUGCACGCGCCGGGCGCCGGCGACACCAAGCGGGGCUUCCGCAAGAGCCGGCAAAACGACUACGUGAAGAUCUCCAUGAAGGAGCCCGAGGGCAACCGCCUGCCGUCAGAGUGGUGGAAGACCACGCUUCUCUUCUUCUACGCCGGCCUCAGCCUGGUGCUGACCACCGUGGUCAUCACGGUGGUCCACGAGAGGGUUCCGCCCAAAGAGAGCAUCCCGCCGCUGCCCGACACCUUCUUUGAAUACAUCGACAGAGUCAAGUGGGCCUUCACCGUCACGGAGGUCAACGGCAUCGUGCUGGUUACCGUUUGGUUCCUGCAGCUCUUCUUCUUCAACUACAAGUCGAUCGUGUGCCGACGCUACUUCUUCCUCCUGGGUACUUUGUACUUGUACCGCUGCAUCACCAUGUACAUCACAAUCCUCCCCGUGCCCGGCAUGCACAUGACCUGCGCGCCCAAGCUCUACGGCGACUCCUACGCCAAGUUCCAGCGAAUUCUGAGGUUGAUUUCCGGCGCCGGCCUGUCCAUUACCAAGUCGCACAUCAUGUGCGGAGACUUUCUAUUCAGCGGCCACACCGUGAUGCUCAUCCUCACCUACCUGUUCAUCAAGGAAUACUCCCCUCGCUCGUUCUGGUGGUACCACCUGAUGUGCUGGCUGCUGAGUGCCGUGGGUGUGGUGUGCAUCCUGGUGGCGCACGAACACUACAGCGUGGACGUGGUGGUGGCCUACUUUGUCACCACGCGACUCUUCUGGUGGUACCACAGCAUGGCCAACACACAGUGUCAGUGUAACCAUAACAACUACCUCAGCAACGCCUGGUGGAACCCGGUCUUCAACUUCAUGGAGCAGAACGUGCACACGCCGGUGCCGCGCGUGUACGGCUGGCCCAUCACCUGGGCCCCCGCCUGCCUGAAGAACCCCUGUAAGAAAUACUCCAUGGUACAGAGCACACGUGAUGAGUGACAGACUCGAGCGGGGGUCGGGGGGGAUGUCUAACAAACGUGCCUAGAAGGAUAAUCACGCUUCCUCUUUUUUGCUGUUGUAAUUUAUUUAGCCGCCUAUUCGUCUGUUCCUUAUAUGUGUGUGCGUGUACAAGUACGUGUGCCAGCCUCCGGUACAGGGGUGGGGGAACCUCGAUCAUUUUACACAUUAAAAAAAAAUAUAUAUAUACAUUCACCCCACAAAUACUCAUAUCUAAUAAUAUAGAUUUGUUCGAAGGUUGCGUCAUGUUUUCCAUCGAUUCUGUGUCACGCCGAAUGGGGGGAAAAAGGUUUCCCCACUUCUGUUCCAGGACGUUUUAGAAGCAUUUAUGGCAACUUAACGUUCCGAAAUUAAAUUCCAAAUGUAUUCUUUUUAAAAAAAAAUAAUAAUAAUAAUUCAAUGAGCGGACCUCACAGUCACUGUCACAAGGUGCCUUAUUGCGGUGUUACCCAACCAGCCACAGCACCCAAAAAAAAAAAAAAAAGUCAUAAAAAGUAAUUAUAUUGUUAUAAUGAUGAUGGGGGAUGGUAGUAAUUGUUCUGGCAUAGAUGGAGUAGAUAAACAAAGCUAUAUUACUUGUCGUCAAUAAAUAAUCAUUUUCAGACCAAUUACGUGCAAUUGC